Ectocarpus siliculosus is the source of this 2277-nucleotide messenger RNA. NCBI's taxonomy places the organism in Eukaryota, Phaeophyceae, Ectocarpales, Ectocarpaceae. The record is from the annotation of a GenBank genome assembly.
AUGUCGGCGAGGCAGCUGAAUCGACUCGCCAAGGCUAAAGGCCUCGACCCUCUCCUAGGCGGUGGUCUCAACGAGGAAUCUGAAGAGUCUGAUGGGUGCGCAGACUCGGAGGAAGAGGGGGACGAGCUUUCCAGAGGGGGUGUGGUGUCCGCAUCGGCAUUCGGAGAAUAUUCUUCGGAAUCCAGCAGCAGCAGCUCAGAAGAAGAGGAUGGUAGCGAUAAUGACAACAGCAGUGACAACGGCGGGGAAGCCGGCGAUAGUACGCCCAUCCCCACAAAACUCCCCGCACCAGAGGAGGGGGGCAGAAAGCAAACAGCGCCGGGCGUCGAAGAUGACGACGACGAGUAUUUGGACAGCAUCAUCUCAGAGCUUGCUCGUAAGGCGGCCGCUGCGGAGGCAGGGGAAGGAAGCCCCACCGACAAUCUCAAACUCGGCGCUUCGUCGCCGCUGGCGCUCCUGCUCCGAUGCGAUCCCCGCUGCCUGAAGCUCGACCAAGAGCUCCGUCGAAAGUUCGGCGGCGGCGACAGAGAAAACGGCGGUGCGGGAGGUGGAGGCGGCGGAGGCGGCGGCGGCGGCGGGGGCGGGGGGCGGGCUCGGAGGACAAGGCGGGGAAUGAUGGUCGGGCGCGGCGGGAACAACAACAGCGUGUCGGCGUCGUUGAUGCUCAAGAGACUGGUUGUGAGCGCUCCGAAGGAUGAUUGGCCGAAACCGCCUUCGUUUGUCGGCGGUGGUCUGGGGAUGAAAAGGUGCGAGGCCGGGGCUCCGGCGUACCUACCAAGGUGGCAGCUGGACGCACACCAGGGGGCGGAGUGGUUUGUGUUCGAGAGGUCGAGCUCUCUGGAGCAGCUGCAGCGAAAGUUCGAGGCAAUCCAGGGCAUGCACGACCCCAAUUUCCUGGCGUCGUUCGCGUCUAGGGCACCCUACCAUGCCGACGCCCUCCUGCAGCUCGGAAUGGUGUUUGCACACACGGGGCAGAUGGAUCGUGCGUCCGAGUUUGUCGGGCGUUCCCUGUACGUCCUCGAAAGCGCUACGAUGGAGGCGUUCAGGCCGGUGGACGGCGCUUGUCGCCUGGAUGCCACCCUUGAAGUCAACAAGACCUACUUCGCGGCGAUGUUCAGGCACAUGCAGAUGGCAGGCAUGGUGGGUGGGGCGCGCACGGCGCUAGAAGUGGGCCGACUGCUGCUGUCGCUCGAUCCGCUCGGUGACCCCAUGGGCUGUUUGCUGGCUCUGGACAGCCAUGCUCUGACCAGCCGCCAGGGCGGGUUUCUGAUAGAGCUCCAUCGGUCGAAGCUUCCCGUCGGCCGUUCGCCUUCCCGCGCCGCGGAGGCUUUCGCCUCUGGAGCGGGUGUAGACGGAGACGUGGGCGUGACUGUCCAGGACUUGCCGGGUCUGAGCAUGUCGGUGUGUCUCGCCACGCUGGAUACCACGGGAGAUUCCACCGCUGCCCGAGAAGCCAUGGCGUCGACCAUGCUCCGUUUCCCCAUCAUGCUGGAGCCUCUCCUGGAAAAGUGCGGAGUGACUCCUCGGUCAACAACCUACCCCCACGACUGGAAAUCGGUCAUGCAGCAUCCUCACUUCGGAAGAGCGAAGGAUCGGCUCCCGGCAGGGCAUGUCCUGCUUCACCUCGCGAGAAUAUUUGCCCAGAGGGGCGGCGAACUUUGGAAGCAUGAGCGGGCGGAGGAGCUCCUGUACGAUGGAGCUGGGAUCGCACUGCAGGGUCUACCCUCGACGCCGGCGACCAGAGAGGCAGCCGGCGCAGGGGCAGGGGCAGGGGAGGCACCAGCACCAGCGGGCACAAUCGGCGCCGACUUUUGCCCCAGCGCAGCCGAGGUGGAGGUUGUCCAACGCGCCUACGGCGAGGGGUCUCCCAUCCAAAAGUACCUCGACCUGUCGCUCUCAGACUUCGACGAGUCCUUCGCGCUUCUCCCGCAAGACGCUAACAUCUUGGACCCGCGACUGAUGGGCCCGAACUUCAUGAACGAGCGGGUGCGGCUGCGUGUGCCACCGGGAGUAGUCCCGGGGGGGGGUGGCGAGCGGGGCUGGGGGGGCGGCCAGGAAGUGUUGGACGAGGUGCUGGCGAUGGCGAUGCAAGUGAUCGGCAGGCAGGAUGCGGCGGCGAGAAUGCGGCGGCAGGGGGGGCGAAGGGGACAGGGAGAGGCGGAGGGGAACCUGAGCCCCUCGUCCCCCCUGGCGCAGCUGUUUUGGCAGACGCUGUUGCCAUGGAAUGUGUUCCCGACGCAUUUGCGCCCGACGCCUCCUCCCCCUCGUUGGCUGUGA